UUAAUUUAUCAAGGAUUCAAUUUAAAAGGAUAUAUUUUUUUAUUUCACUCGAAAAAAUCACACUCCUAGCCCAAUGUGCAAAGCAAAAUGCAAAAUCAAUCGGCUAAUGGCGAUACCUAUUAGUCGUGCCCACGCACAGAUGAGAAUGUGACCGUACUCCGUCCGGGGGCUACCCGGGCCUCCAAGCAUAUUCAAUUUACUUAGUAUAACUACAUAACUCAUACAUAACUCGAGCAUGUUCACGGUCACUUCGGAGAUCUACAGCGAGACGAACUACCAGCCCACCAAGAGUGCGAGCGACGGCAGUAGAGUGAUCUCCAAGUUCCGCUUCCGCUAUCCGGACGAGAAGCUGGAGAGGAUUACGGCGGAUAGGGAUGGAGACCUUGAGGUGCCAAGGCCGAGACGUGGCGUAAUCGAAUUGGAACAUUCCGAGGCCACCGAGCUCCGGCUGGUGGGUCUGCAGGUGUGGCGUGGUGCCCUGCUCCUGGCCGACUACCUCUUCUUCAAGAGAACCGAGUUCUCCGGGAAGAAUGUGAUGGAACUGGGCGCUGGGGUCGGCCUAACCAGCAUAGCAGCUGGCAUUCACAAUUCUGGGAAAAUCUUCUGCACGGAUGUGGAUCUGGGCUGUAUCCUGAAGCUGAUCCGGGGGAAUGUUCAAAGGAACUCCCAGCUCUGCACUGCCAACAUAUCCGUCCUGGAGUUUGACUUUCUCACCCCGAAAGGGCAGCAGCCCCAGGAGCUACUCAAUGCCAUCGAUUCUAGUGAUGUGGUCCUGGCCGCCGAUGUCAUCUACGACGAUGCCCUCACCGAUGCCUUUAUUUCUGUGGUGGACUUCCUCCUGGAAAGGGGCAAGGCGAACGGACGACCCAAGACCAUAUACAUGGCCCUGGAGAAGCGCUAUGUGUUCACUUUGGAGGAUUGCGAGUCGGUGGCUCCCAUGUACGAGUACCUCGUCCGGCAAAUAGCCAACAAGCCCUGGAAAAUAGAGCACCUCCCGCUGGACUUUCCGCAGUAUUUCGAGUAUGAACGGUGUCCCCAGUUGGUCCUGAUGGAGAUCACAGGGCGUUAAGGGGGUAGCCUUAAGUACUCUACUUAAUUAAAUUAGAAUUAAAUUAGUAAAAUUAGUAAAAAUUAAACCCCUUCGUUGAUAUUCGAAA
Messenger RNA from Drosophila ananassae, 1157 nucleotides. RefSeq names its product methyltransferase-like protein 22. Gene Ontology annotation, molecular function: protein methyltransferase activity. The coding region runs from base 236 to 1069 and encodes 277 amino acids. The transcript has a single exon. The record is from RefSeq and is a predicted model, not a curated record. Gene Ontology annotation, cellular component: nucleus. NCBI's taxonomy places the organism in Eukaryota, Metazoa, Arthropoda, Insecta, Diptera, Drosophilidae. Gene Ontology annotation, biological process: protein methylation.